Messenger RNA from Siniperca chuatsi (mandarin fish), 3302 nucleotides. RefSeq names its product upstream stimulatory factor 2. The coding region runs from base 299 to 1255 and encodes 318 amino acids. The record is from RefSeq and is a predicted model, not a curated record. Lineage: Eukaryota; Metazoa; Chordata; Actinopteri; Centrarchiformes; Sinipercidae. Gene Ontology annotation, biological process: regulation of transcription by RNA polymerase II. The transcript has 11 exons. Gene Ontology annotation, molecular function: RNA polymerase II cis-regulatory region sequence-specific DNA binding; DNA-binding transcription factor activity, RNA polymerase II-specific; protein dimerization activity.
AGAUAUGAAUUCAGCUGGUAAUGUUUCACAGUAUUGUGGUCACAGUGAGUUGAAACAGUUGGUUUGAACAUGUGAACUGUGGUCCCAAGUGAGCUGUAAAUCCUCCAGCGCGACAGCUGAUCGAGUCGAGUCACCGCGGAUCACCAGCGGCAGCAGCGGCCUCCAUUUUAACUUCGACGCCGAGCCAUACCUCACGUGUCCUAGGCUGUCUCUCUCACAUGACCCGAGUGUUUGUUCCCGUGAUCAGCACUUCCAUCUCCGUCUGUGACAUCGAAUAUCACUUAUUAUCCUAACACUGAUGGAUAUGCUUGAACAGAGUCUGGACAACGCAAGCCAAGAAAAGCAAGAAGAGGAGGUUGUCCAGGCAUCUGAAGACGGAACAGGAGAGGAGCAGACAGCUGUUACAAUAGCCAGUGUUCAGCAGACUGCAGCAUUUGGUGACCAUAACAUACAAUAUCAGUUCCGCACUGAGGGUGGUCAGGUGACAUAUCGUGUUGUUCAGGUUACUGACCAGCACCUUGAGGGCAGAGAUGAUGGGGGAGGAGCAGUGAGUGUCGUCUCUACAGCCGCCUUCACUGGGGCUCCUCAGGCCGUGGCUCAGGCUGUGAUCCAAAACCCUUUCAGUAAUGGAGGAAGCCCAGCAGGAGAGGCGGUGGGAGGGGAGACGCGCUUCGCUUACUUCCCCGCAACCGCGGUGAGCGAUGGGACUGUCUCUGUGCAGGCCGGCACGGACCCCACACUCACACAGGCAGGGGGUCAGUUUUACGUGAUGAUGACCCCCCCUGAUGUCAUUCAAACAGGCACGCCACGAACCAUUGCCCCACGCACACAGCCGUACCCUGCAGAUGAAAACGAGCUGCUGCAGCAUGAAGGUUUAAACUGGAAAAUGGAUGGGCCGCGAACACCAAGAGAUGAAAGAAGAAGAGCGCAACAUAAUGAAGUUGAGAGGCGGCGUAGAGACAAGAUCAACAACUGGAUUGUCACGCUUUCCAAGAUCAUCCCAGACUGCAGCAUGGACAGCACCAAGACUGGAGCAAGCAAAGGAGGCAUCCUGUCUAAAGCUUGUGACUACAUCCGUGAGCUGAGGCAAAGCAACCAGCGACUGCAGGAGAGUCUGAAGGAAGUGGAGAGGAUACAAGUGGACAAUGAGUUGUGCAGGCAGCAGAUUGAAGAGCUGAAGAAUGAGAAUGCUUUGCUCCGAGCGCAACUCCAGCAACACGGCAUUGAGAUGGUUGGAGAGACAUCACCGCAAUGAAGCAGAGACAAAAAGAACAGGGAGGGGCACCACCACUCAGACAUACAACCGACACGGCAGAAAAGAAGGCGAGAUGAUGGGGGGGGGGGAAAGGACUUUUUUUUUUUUAGUGAAUGCAUCCUUCCCUGGGUUCCCAGGUCGUGAUCCCUUCACCAGCCAAUUGUGGCUGUACUUGACUGUUCCAAUCCUAUUGAGAUAACCACCGUUACAACGCAGAAAUGUGCUUCAAGAAAAGAUGCCCACUCACCACAAUCAGAGUGCUUUACUAGCACUAGCUAUGAAAGAGAACCUCUGCUGAACUCCUCUCUUGUUUUGUAUUUAUGUAGCCUCACUCGUGGACUAUGAUGUUUGUCAUUUAAUUUUGUUCCCUGUCAGUGUUCUCCCCCAAAUUAUUAAUUUUGACUUAGUUCAUGCUUUUAUUCUGUUUGUGUUUGUGAGUUAAUAUGUUGUUUUUAGCUGCUUUAAUUUAUUAGCCCGCUUGCUGACAGAAGCCUUGAUGGAGACCAGUUACAUUGAAGCUCAUACACCCCAGAGAAGCUGAUUGAAUUUUAAGUGAGAAAACAUCAAAGUAUGCAAAACAUUAUGAAUCUACAUACACAAAUAAUGUGACACGCAUAGUUUACCUAGACCCAAAGACAAACAAGGAGCUGUGCUGGCCUCUGCUUCUAGGCUGAUUUAUGUAAAUAAAAAGACUUCUCAUGUUUUAAUACAGAUGUUACAGAAUGUUGGAGCAGAUUAUCUCUGGGAGUAAACAAUCAAUAACUCAUUAACUUCAUGCUAGCCCUUUGUUAUAAUAAUUAUCUUUAUUAUAUUAUCACGACGUGUGUGUGCAAUCCUGGAGCUUGAUUUGAAAAAAAGUAGUAUACUUGAAUUGUUGGGCAUUUGCUUAACCAGAAAAAUAACUUAAAAAAGUCAACAAAAUCACUUGUAAAGAACCAACUGUUCAAAUGCUAUUUAAUUACAAAUUGAAAUGUACAAGUGUGGAACAUGUAGACCCAGUGCGCUGAAUUGUGGACUGGAGAGAAGUACGGUGCAAAUUCCAACUUUUGCCAAACUAUAUAUAGGUAGUGUGGGUUUUAUUUUCAUCUUCUUUUCAUGUGUGAUUUACCAGUGUCUCAGUACGUGUAAGAAUAAUCUCCACAUGUUUCAUUUCAAGCUGUUUGCUCUAUUUUGGUAUUGCAGCACUUCAAAUGGAGCUCAACGCGCAAGGGGGGAGGCACCCUGGAGAGCGGUACUCAAAGACUCUGCUCACUAUGGAAAAGGAGUACACAGAAAUUCUGUGUUACACUUCUUAGUUGAGCACAACUUGUUCUCCAUGAAAAGACGGAAUAGUUGGAAAGUGGGGAACUUGGAAAUGAUCUCACAUAAUUCUCCACCCACUCAGGCGAACAAUAAGUAAACUGUAAUUGGUUGUACAAACAGCCAAUAUUAACAUUGUUGAUGAUUUUGUGAAUGAAUUUACAUGAUGUAUUUUUGUUCCGCUUUGGGCGAUGUGAGUGAAAAUGGAAUAGAGAUAUCCAGCUUCGGAGCCACUUAUUAGAGUACGAUUGCUUCUCCCUGUGUCAACAGCUCAAGAUCCAGCAAAGCAAAACCAACACUCAGACCCCUGGCAAAAUCAGGCAGACUAUCACAUUUUAAUAUCUCAGACUCUGCAAGUUAACAGCUUGUGCUUUGGAAGUGCUGUUCUGCUACUACUGCUAGAUUCAAACCUGAUAUGAAUAGUGCAAGUGUCUGAUCUAUCAAACGAGGCUCCUAGUCAAAGUUGAAUGAUAGAUGUUUUGCAGUAGAAUUUUUUUUACACCUCAGUGAGAGAAGAGCAGAGAGUAUAAAUGUAAAGACAUGAAUAAUGCUUUGGAAGGUGGAUGUUCACAAAUGAAAGGUCACUCGUGGCUAAUUCUUUUUUUCUCGUGUUUCUUUUUUGAAAAGGCAAAAGAAAGAAAAGAAAUACUUUCUCUCUGUAGCAGCCUCACUGUUCUCAGGUUAGAUUGUAAGACAUCUUUUCUAAGUAAAAUGGUGGAAAAUAAAACUUUCACUAGCUGAUAACCUU